AUGCCAGGCCAUAAGAAAAUCUUUGUUGCCGGGAUUAAAUCAGCUCAUAUAUGGGAUAAGGUUGAAGAGAAAGAAAACCAAAUCGCAGAAUCUUCAGACGUAGAAAGCGAUGAACACGAAGAACCAGAAACUUAUGGACUUUUAUUUGAAAUUAUCAAUGCUUAUCGUCCGCCAAAUCCUCGCUCAAAAGUUGGAUAUUAUCGUCCAAUUCCAUUUAGUUGUUUCACUUUUGCACCUUUUAAUAUCAAGAAGAUUGAAAAUAGUAAUACAUCGUUGAAAAGCGGAGUCGGCAUGCUGGCAGAAGCUAUCAAUGGCAAUUUAAUGAUGGCCGCCGCUGAUCAACGUGGCUGCUUGUUGAUAUUUGAUUUUGGUGCGAACAAAGUUUGGCAAGUGGUGAGAAUCGGGAUUGCGAUAUCAGCGAUUGCUUUCACAUCACUUUCAAGAAAUGAACUAGUGGUGGCAUUCACUGACAAUACUUUAAAAAGUUAUAAUAUCGAGACACGUCAAUUAAUAGCAGAAACAAGAUCUCAUCGGAAACCCGUGGAAUAUAUCUCGAUGCACCCCACACAACAUUUAGCAAUCACAAGUUCAUUAUCUGAAGGCAUUUUAUGGAAUAUGGUGGAUUGGACAAAGGUGAAAGUACUAAAUCAACUUGAAGAAGGACUAGCUUUAAGACGUGCUUUAUUUUCACCUAGUGGGAAUUAUAUUAUUACAAUAUUUUUCAAUGAUACAAUUUGUAUUUGGAAUAAGUCAAAUUUUAGACUUAUUUGGAAACUACAAGCACCACCUCGCCCUACUCCAUUAAUUUACAGUUUUAAUAACAUGCCUGAUAUGGCGUGCCGCGUCAUAGCCGUCUCAAAGAAUGAGCAAGUGAUAAUAGUUGGCGGCAAAAUCACGCUUUACGUCUGGGAUUUUGAAAAGCGACGACUUUUACGUGAAUUGAGUAUUCAGUCAAUCUCAGCAGGCGAAAUCACACGGAUGGAAAUUAUUAAUGAUGACACGGACCUAUUGAUACUUACAACGGAUGGUCAUCUCUUAUUGGUUGACAUUUAUCAGAGCGAAUCAAAUAUUCAUCAACUCAAUAUUAAACAUUCUGCAAGUGUUAAAUUAUUCGAAGUUUCUCCGGAUGGAAAGUUUCUCGUGACUAAUACAAUGGAUGAAAAAUCCAUUCUAAAGAUAUGGGAUCUAGAAGCUCUUAUCUCGGAUACUUUACAACACCAAUAUCGAGAUUCUUCAUUAAGAUCGAUACCACAUUCCAUCAAUGAUCCGCGUUCGGCUACAUCUUCCCCUCCUCUCGAAGACCAGACUAAAAAGGAUGAAGUGAGAAUAGUAUCCACUUCUUCCGAAGAGCCUGUAGGUAUUCCCGAAGCACCAAAAAAAGAAGUUAUCAAAGAAAAGGAACAAAAUGAAUUUACAUUAGAAAAACCUUCAACGGUAAGUUUUGAUGCGUUAACAAUUCAGAGCAUGUCUUCAGCUUCACGCGAAGAAAGAAGAGAAAAAUUAAUUGAAAAAUUAAACCAAUAUGGAGAAUAUCCAAUGAAACAUAGGGUUCGAAUUUGGCGUAUUUUACUUAAUUUACCCGAUAACCAGGAAGCCUACAAAAACCUGAUUAAAAAAAAAUUAGAACCAUCAAUUAAAGAGAUACUAUCCAAAAGAUUUUCCGCUAAAGAUCCGGAGCAACUAAAAAUAUCCGCAAAAAUGGAAUUGUAUUUGUCAACAUUAAUCAAAUGGGGUUUCGCCCCUGAAGUGGUCCAAGAUUGGAUACCAGCUAUAAUAUUUCCAUUCAUGGAAAUAUUCUUGGAUAGCGACGAUAUUUUGGGAUUCGAGGCGAUUUUGACGAUCUUAUUGAAUUGGUUUCAACACUGUUGGGAAGAUUAUCCGACAGCACCGAGUCGAUUUCUUAAUAUAAUUUGUAAUUUAUUGGAACGCUGCGAUCAGUCCCUGUAUAAUCAUUUUGAUCAAUGCGGAAUGAUUCUUGGUGAGCAUUGCUUAUGGCCUAUGAUUUUAUCAAGUUUCUCGAUCAUUUUUAAUAAGAAAAAUUGGCAUCGAUUAUGGGAUCAUUUCUUCUCGAACGAGGAACCUUCGAUGCUGCAUUAUUUUGUUGUGGCGUAUAUGGUAGUGAUGCGAGAAAAAUUAUUGCAGAUUACAAAGAAGAAAGCUAUCAUUGAGUUUUUCCGAUAUAUGCAAUCGGCAGAUCUGAAUCACCUGUUAAAGGUCACCUAUAAAAUGCAAAAUGACUCGGACAUUACUCCACCUUGGUUGUCUCCUAAACUCGACAUUAUACACUUUAGGCCACUAUCAAAAACUGGCGAAUACCGACUGGUAUACGAUGAAAGUCACAAGCCUAAGAACAAUAAAAAAAAUGCGAUACGUGACUGGAUAUUAAAGGAGGAAGUUCAGAUUGUUAAGCAAAAGUAA
Ambispora gerdemannii is the source of this 2418-nucleotide messenger RNA. Lineage: Eukaryota; Fungi; Glomeromycota; Glomeromycetes; Archaeosporales; Ambisporaceae. The record is from the annotation of a GenBank genome assembly.